AUGUCUGAAGUUAAGCAAAGGAAAAAAGGUAUUUCUUCAUCCAAGCCCUAUGAAGGUUCACAAAAGGUUGAGAAGCACAGCAGUUAUGGCAAGUUGGCAAGUCCCAGGACCAGCAAUAAUAAUCGAAGCUCCUUUUGGAUGGACUCGGGGACAAGUUUAAGCAUAAUUUCCCUUGCUGUUUGCCUGGUGGUGACCUGGUUUCUAUUUCAGCAGUCAGGUCGAUUUGCUGACAUGGAAAGAAAGUACCAUUUCUUGCAGCAGGAAGCUGAAAAGUUCCCAGAUGUGGAAAAUAAAGUCAACUUAAUUUCUGAAAAGUGUGAAAAGACCUGGGAUGUAAUGGAACAGCUGGAAGACCUUAAACUAAUUUCUCACAUUAAACAUCUGCAGGAAGAUAUUUAUAUGAUGAAAACAUGGUCUAGCAACAUACUUAAAAAACAAGAGGGACUGCAGAAGAAUUUAACAAGCCUUUUCCAUGCAGUUUCAAGUAUGGACCAGAAUGCGGCGUCUGCGGUGAAAAAUAUAACAUUGACAAUUGUGACAGUAAAAACUGACAUCAGGCGCAUUUCAGGCCUAGUCUCGGAAAUGACUGCGCUGACAGAGUCUUUGCAAGCACUAGAAGAUAAAGUAGAAACAGGUGAAAAGACGACAGUAAAAAAUAUAGGUGACCUCCUUACCAGUAGCAUCGACCGAAGUACAAAAAUCCAAAGCUUGGCAUCCAGUAACGCAAGAAAAAUCGAGGACAUUAAAGCAGCACUGUCAGAGCUAAGGAGUGAUUUCAGCAAGCAUUCCGAUAGACUUCUGAAUCUUGAAGGUGACAGAGCUAAAGUUCUGAAGACAGUGACGUUUGCAAAUGAUUUAAAACCCAAGAUGCACAAAGUUAAAAAGGAGUUUGCCUUCUUGGAGCCAUUAAUAAAUGACCUAACACUGAGAAUAGGAAGAUUAGUGGAAGAGGUUCUACGACGGGAGAAGGAAAUUGCUUUACUGAAUGAGAAACUGGCCAACUUGACAAGAGUUCAAACUGAGAUCAAGGAUGUGAAAGAUGAAAUAACCAAGAUUUCAGACAUGAAUUGAUUGUUGAAAGACCACUGCGUAAAGAUCAGUGUUUGAGGAGUGUUAACUCCAUCACAUGGAGUACUAGGAAAACAGACAGUAUUUAAAGGCUUCAUUUGGGAGCACACCGAAACUUGAAAUUUGUUCUCUUCCUUUCAAAAGGACAGGAAAAAGUAAUACUAGUUUCAAGGGAAAAGCUAUAAUGUGAGCAAAAAGCAUGUCUCUGUGUGUUUGUC
This is a messenger RNA of Acanthisitta chloris (rifleman), 1286 nucleotides long. It is a transcript of the gene IKBIP, whose product is annotated as IKBKB interacting protein. NCBI's taxonomy places the organism in Eukaryota, Metazoa, Chordata, Aves, Passeriformes, Acanthisittidae. The record is from RefSeq and is a predicted model, not a curated record. The coding region runs from base 1 to 1071 and encodes 356 amino acids. The transcript is spliced from 3 exons.